AAAGAUCAGUCGCGCACAUGCGUGUUUUAAAGUGAUUUAUUCACAUCAUCAUCAGCGCAACUGAGACCCGUUCAAAACUGAACCGACACAUUUUAAAGAAGUACCGUCUUUUUAAAUCGACAUCUUUGAGAUCGCAUUUAUUUUUCGCGUUUUCGAUCUCUUCGCGUCGUCCAGUGUGUGUGUCCGCUCUGCGCUGCUGUACUUCAGCGCGUGCGUGUGUGUGUGUGUGUGUGUGUGUGUGUGUGUGUGUGUGUGUGUGUGUGUGUGUGAUAUUAUGGCGGUGAAUCUGGAUAAAGACGCGUUUUACCGCCGCAUCAAGCGACUCUACGGGAACUGGAAGAAAGGAGAAGAUGAGUUCGGGAAGGUGGACGCCAUCGUGGUUUCUGUCGGAGUCGACGAGGAGAUCGUCUACGCCAAAUCUACAGCCCUUCAGACGUGGCUGUUUGGGUACGAGCUCACCGACACCAUCAUGGUGUUUUGCGAGACCAGGAUCAUUUUUCUGGCCAGUAAGAAGAAGGUGGAGUUCCUGAAGCAGGUUGCCGUCACGAAAGGCAACGAGAACGCAAACGGGAUUCCUCCGAUCACGCUGCUCGUCCGGGAAAAGAACGAGAGCAACAAGGUGAACUUCGAGAAGAUGAUGGAAGCCAUCCGCGGAAGUAGAGACGGCAAGACGGUCGGCGUGUUCAUGAAGGACAAGUUCCCGGGAGAAUACAUGAAGAGCUGGAGCGACAUGAUCACGGCCGAGGGCCUGGAGAGGGUGGACGUCAGCACGGCGGUGGCGUACACGAUGGCGGUGAAGGAGGACGGAGAGCUGGCGCUCAUGAAGAAGGCGGCUGCCGUCACCAGCGACGUCUUCACCAAGUUCUUCAAGGAGCGAGUGAUGGAGAUUGUGGACGCCGACGAGUGUGUGUGUUGUACAGGAGUGAAGCUGUGUGACGCCUAUAACACCGUCCUGGAGUUUGUCAAGAAAGAGAAACCAGAUCUGGUCAGCAAACUGACAAAAAACCUCGGGUUCGCUAUGGGCAUUGAGUUCAGAGAAGGAUCGCUCGUACUGAAUGCCAAAAAUCAGUUCAAACUCAAGAGAGGGAUGGUGUUCAGCAUCAGCCUGGGAUUGGCUGACAUGAUCAACAAAGAGGGGAAGAAAGACGAGCAGAAAAAGUACGCCCUGUUCAUCGGAGACACCAUACAGAUCAAUGAGGAGGAUCAAGCCACCGUCCUCACGCCCGUCAAGAAGAAGAUCAAAAACGUUGGCAUUUUCCUGAAGAACGCUGAUGAAGAGGACGAUGAGGAAGAGGACGAUAACGCCGAGGAGCUGCUGGGGAAAGGAGCUCGCGGCGCCGCCCUGCUCACAGACAGAACCAGGAAUGAGAUGACUGCUGAGGAGAAGAGGCGGGCCCAUCAGAGAGAGCUGGCCAAUCAGGUGAACGAGGAGGCCAAGCGGCGUCUGACGGAGCAGAAGGGAGGACAGCAGAUACAGAAAGCCAGAAAGUCGAACGUGUCGUAUAAGAACGUCUCCCAGAUGCCCCGCGAGAAGGACAUCAGAGACAUGAAGAUCUUCAUCGAUAAGAAGUACGAGACGGUCGUCAUGCCCGUGUUCGGCAUCGCCACGCCGUUCCACAUCGCCACCAUCAAGAACAUCAGCAUGUCUGUGGAAGGAGAUUACACGUAUCUGAGGAUAAACUUCUUCGUUCCGGGCAGCUCGCUGGGACGCCACGACGGGAACAUCUUCCCCAACCCCGAGGCCACGUUUGUCAAAGAGAUUACGUACCGCGCGUCGAACCUCAAGUCGCCCGGCGAUCACUCCGUUCCUUCCACCAACCUGCAGAACGCCUUCCGUAUCAUCAAAGAGGUGCAGAAGCGCUACAAGACCCGCGAGGCGGAGGAGAAGGAGAAGGAGGGCAUCGUUAAACAGGACUCGCUCGUCAUCAACCUCAACCGCAGCAACCCCAAGCUCAAAGACCUUUACAUCCGGCCCAACAUCGCACAGAAGAGGAUGCAGGGCUCGCUGGAGGCGCACACCAACGGUUUCCGUUUCACGUCAGUACGCGGCGAUAAAGUCGACAUCCUUUACAACAACAUCAAACACGCCAUUUUCCAGCCCUGCGACGGAGAGAUGAUCAUCGUGCUGCACUUCCACCUGAAGAACGCCAUCAUGUUCGGUAAGAAGCGUCACACGGACGUGCAGUUCUACACGGAGGUGGGCGAGAUCACCACAGACCUGGGCAAACACCAGCACAUGCACGACCGCGACGACCUCUACGCCGAACAGAUGGAGCGAGAGAUGCGACACAAACUCAAAUCCGCCUUCAAGAACUUCAUCGAGAAGGUCGAGUCGCUCACUAAGGAAGAGCUGGAGUUCGAGGUUCCUUUCAGAGAUCUCGGGUUCCAGGGCGCCCCCUACAGGAGCACCUGCCUGCUGCAGCCCACUUCCAGCGCCCUCAGUAACGUCACGGAGUGGCCUCCGUUCGUGGUGACGCUCGAUGAGGUGGAGCUGGUUCAUUUCGAGCGAGUCCAGUUUCAUCUGAAGAACUUCGAUGUGGUCAUCGUUUAUAAGGACUACAACAAGAAAGUCACCAUGAUCAACGCUGUGCCCGUCAACUCUCUGGAUCCCAUCAAAGAGUGGCUCAACUCGUGCGAUAUCAAGUACACUGAAGGCGUACAGUCUCUGAACUGGACCAAGAUCAUGAAGACCAUUGUGGAUGAUCCCGAGGGCUUUUUCGAGCAGGGCGGCUGGUCCUUCCUCGAUCCGGAGAGUGAGGGAAGCGGCGCGGAGCAAGACUCCGAGUCUGAGAUGGAGGACGAGACGUUUAACCCCUCGGCUGACGAGGAGGAGGUGGAAGAGGAGGACAGCGAUGAAGAUUACUCCUCGGAGACAGAGGACUCUGAUUACAGCGCGUCUCUGGGCAGCGAGGAGGAGAGCGGCAAAGACUGGGACGAACUGGAGGAGGAAGCCAGAAAAGCUGAUCGUGAGAGUCAGUAUGAGGAGACAGAGGACACCUCAAACAGGAAGAGGAAAGGACGUUCGUCAGCUCCGCCUCCCAGCAGCAAGAAGAAGAGACGACAUUAGAAAACACACACACCUCUCUCUCUCACUCACUCGCGCACACACUGCCAAAUCAGUCUCCCACAGUCCUCUCUGACUGCCCCACACUCUCUCUCUCUCUCUCGCUCUCUCUCUCUCUCUCACUCACACUCUCACUCUCUCUCUCUCUCUC
Sinocyclocheilus anshuiensis is the source of this 3215-nucleotide messenger RNA. RefSeq names its product FACT complex subunit SPT16-like. Bases 275 to 3067 code for a protein of 930 amino acids. Gene Ontology annotation, molecular function: nucleosome binding. Gene Ontology annotation, biological process: transcription elongation by RNA polymerase II. The transcript is spliced from 22 exons. NCBI's taxonomy places the organism in Eukaryota, Metazoa, Chordata, Actinopteri, Cypriniformes, Cyprinidae. The record is from RefSeq and is a predicted model, not a curated record. Gene Ontology annotation, cellular component: FACT complex.